AUGGAGCUGCUGUCCACGCCCCACAGCAUUGAGGUCAACAACAUCACCUGUGACUCCUUCCGCAUCUCCUGGGCCAUGGAGAACAGUGACCUGGAGAGGGUCACCCAUUACUUCAUUGACCUUAACAAGAAGGAGAACAAGAACUCCAACAAGUUCAAGCACCGGGAUGUCCCCACCAAGCUUGUGGCCAAGGCCGUGCCACUGCCCAUGACCGUGAGAGGCCACUGGUUCCUGAGCCCCCGCACGGAGUACAGCGUGGCUGUGCAGACGGCAGUGAAGCAGAGUGACGGGGAGUACCUGGUAUCUGGCUGGAGCGAGACGGUCGAGUUCUGCACCGGAGAUUACGCCAAGGAGCACCUGGCGCAGCUGCAGGAGAAGGCCGAGCAGAUCGCAGGCCGCAUGCUCCGCUUCUCUGUCUUCUACCGCAACCACCACAAGGAGUACUUCCAACAUGCCAGGACCCACUGCGGGAACAUGCUGCAGCCCUACCUGAAGGACAACAGCGGCAGCCAUGGCUCCCCAACCAGUGGCAUGCUCCAUGGCGUCUUCUUCAGCUGCAACACAGAGUUCAACACAGGCCAGCCUCCUCAGGACUCCCCCUAUGGCCGCUGGCGCUUCCAGAUCCCCGCCCAGCGCCUCUUUAACCCCAGCACCAACCUCUACUUUGCGGACUUCUACUGUAUGUACACAGCUUACCACUAUGCCAUCCUGGUGCUGGCCCCCAAGGGCUCCCUGGGGGACCGCUUCUGCCGUGACCGCCUGCCCCUCCUGGACAUUGCCUGCAACAAGUUCCUGACCUGCAGCGUGGAGGAUGGGGAGCUGAUCUUCCGCCACGCCCAGGACCUCAUCCUGGAGAUCAUCUAUACGGAGCCCGUUGACCUGUCCCUGGGCACCCUAGGGGAGAUCAGCGGGCACCAGCUCAUGAGCCUAUCCACUGCUGACGCCAAGAAGGACCCCAGCUGCAAGACCUGCAACAUCAGUGUGGGCCGCUAG
Messenger RNA from Enhydra lutris kenyoni (northern sea otter), 993 nucleotides. It is a transcript of the gene PHYHIP, whose product is annotated as phytanoyl-CoA 2-hydroxylase interacting protein. The transcript is spliced from 4 exons. Gene Ontology annotation, cellular component: cytoplasm. The record is from RefSeq and is a predicted model, not a curated record. NCBI's taxonomy places the organism in Eukaryota, Metazoa, Chordata, Mammalia, Carnivora, Mustelidae. The coding region runs from base 1 to 993 and encodes 330 amino acids. Gene Ontology annotation, molecular function: protein binding.